Molecule: messenger RNA, 470 nt
Organism: Cantharellus anzutake
Lineage: Eukaryota; Fungi; Basidiomycota; Agaricomycetes; Cantharellales; Hydnaceae
Exons: 1
Coding region: 186-380 (64 amino acids)
Source: RefSeq, a predicted model, not a curated record
UAUGCUUAUCGAGAUUCAAUUUAAUCCGGGUCCCGGUCGGUCAUGCAGUUGUGCAAGCGAAGCUUCUUGAGCCUGCUGAGGUCACUAACUUAGCUUGGUCCUGGUGCCAUUCGAGCUAUACUUCUUCGGUCACAAAAAGUCGCCCAAUCUAUUCUUCGUCAACACACCCGUUUUUUUUUCGCGGCAUGGUUAUUCGUUCAAACCGGUGGCCAAUGAGCGAAAUUGCAAAGUUGUCAACACCAACGAUGGCAUGCCUGCCUCUUUUCCAAACCACGAUCGCUAGCCUCAUUUUUUUUCCCUCCUUUCGCACUCUCCUUCUGACCAUGUCGAGCUGCACCCUUCCAACCAAAACUUGGCCGGUAAUUCGCCCCCUCAGCUGAUUGCCCGAAAGUCAUCUCACCAAGCGGGUUGUUUGCACACAACUACGUACUCGCCCAUAGACCUAUCCUAUCUCUUGUCAAAUUUUUUGC